Tarenaya hassleriana is the source of this 726-nucleotide messenger RNA. Its product is annotated as 40S ribosomal protein S26-1-like. NCBI's taxonomy places the organism in Eukaryota, Viridiplantae, Streptophyta, Magnoliopsida, Brassicales, Cleomaceae. The record is from RefSeq and is a predicted model, not a curated record. Bases 108 to 497 code for a protein of 129 amino acids. Gene Ontology annotation, biological process: translation. Gene Ontology annotation, molecular function: mRNA binding; structural constituent of ribosome. Gene Ontology annotation, cellular component: ribosome; cytosolic small ribosomal subunit. The transcript is spliced from 5 exons.
GAUCCCUUGAACGCAUUUAUAAAAUCAUCUUUUAUCAUCACAUCAUCGUUCACAGUCGAAGAGCCGCACAAAACCCUAGCUUGGAGCUGUACUGUAGGCAGGCAACCAUGACUUUCAAGCGCAGGAACGGUGGCAGGAACAAGCACAACAGGGGACAUGUCAAUUUCAUCCGCUGCUCCAACUGCGGCAAGGCCUGUCCUAAGGACAAGGCGGUAAAGAGAUUUAUCGUCAGGAACAUUGUCGAGCAGGCAGCUAUCAGGGAUGUUCAGGAAGCCAGUGUCUACGAUGGCUACGCUCUGCCGAAGCUGUACGCCAAGCUGCAGCACUGUAUCUCGUGCGCCAUCCACUCUCACGUCGUGAGGGUCAGGUCCCGCACCAACCGUAGGGUUCGUACCCCACCGCAGCGUUUCGCCAGACGCAGGGAAGACAUGCCUAAGCCAGGGCAACCAGGACAGGCUCCCCGUGUCCCCGGAGCUGGAGCUGCACCCCGCACCUGAGAUUCUACAGACCUUGCUUCCUUCCCCCAAUCCAUGUUCACUAGUUUCUUUUAACGUUGUCUGAAAUUUUACUUUGGGGAUGCUUUUAUAUUUGUGAUUUUGAUCUCUCGAGUUCAAAUGCUUUGAGACUUGCUAUAGUUAUUCGACUCAGACCAGAUGGUUUUCUUGUCCAUGGAUUUCGCCUUCCGCUUUAAACUUUUAUAGGGGUGCUCUCUGACACCCUACUUGA